Messenger RNA from Seriola dumerili (greater amberjack), 489 nucleotides. It is a transcript of the gene polr2j, whose product is annotated as RNA polymerase II subunit J. Gene Ontology annotation, cellular component: RNA polymerase II, core complex. The record is from RefSeq and is a predicted model, not a curated record. Bases 55 to 408 code for a protein of 117 amino acids. NCBI's taxonomy places the organism in Eukaryota, Metazoa, Chordata, Actinopteri, Carangiformes, Carangidae. Gene Ontology annotation, molecular function: DNA binding; protein dimerization activity. Gene Ontology annotation, biological process: transcription by RNA polymerase II. The transcript has 3 exons.
CUUAUUUUGAAGUAGUGUUUCUGGUUGGUACCGCUCACCUCGCGCUUAGAGAAGAUGAACGCGCCUCCAGCCUUCGAGUCAUUUCUGCUGUUUGAAGGAGAGAAGAAGAUCAGCAUCAGCAAGGACACAAAGGUCCCCAAUGCUUGUCUGUUCACUCUGAACAAGGAGGACCACACGCUGGGCAACAUAAUCCGAGCUCAGCUGUUGAAGGAUCCUCAGGUUCUCUUUGCUGGUUAUAAAGUUCCUCAUCCUCUGGAGCACAAGAUCGUCAUCAGAGUACAGACCACACCUGACUACAGUCCACAGGAAGCGUUUACGAACGCCAUCACAGAUCUGAUCAGUGAGCUGUCUCUGCUGGAGGAACGCUUCAGAGUCGCCAUCAAAGACAAACAGGAAGGGAUUGAGUGAUGCCCCACCCCUCCUGAUGAUGUCCCAAUGUUCCUGUGUCUGUUUGUUUAUUUUUAUAAAUAAAGUCUGUAAUGUCAAAAC